UGUUGCUAGGUGGAGUGACGUCACGGGCAGUGGCUGACAGCCCUUCUGUAGCUUGUUUACCGGGAGCGGCGGAUAGUCGGCUGGAAUCCGUUUUAAUCCGCCAGCUAGAAACGGCAACGGACUGCGAAGGAAGCGGAGACAGCGAGGCCAGGCUUCGCGCUCACCCCCCAGAUCUGUCUUGCGGGCUUUUGGGUCGUAUGGCUCCCGGGAACCGAUGGUGAAAAGUGCGCCCGGGGUUAGAGGCUGAUUAAGGAGAGCAGGAGAGACCAGAGACCGGGGAUAUGGAGCUGAGGGUCGGAAAUCGCUACCGGCUGGGCCGGAAGAUCGGCAGCGGCUCUUUUGGGGACAUUUACCUGGGUACCGACAUCGCUGCCGCGGAAGAAGUCGCCAUCAAGUUGGAAUGCGUGAAAACGAAGCAUCCUCAGCUCCACAUAGAGAGCAAGAUCUACAAGAUGAUGCAGGGAGGAGUGGGGAUCCCGACUAUAAAGUGGUGCGGUGCGGAGGGAGACUAUAACGUCAUGGUCAUGGAGUUACUGGGACCGAGUCUCGAGGACCUCUUCAACUUCUGCUCCAGGAAAUUUAGCUUGAAGACUGUGCUCCUCCUUGCUGACCAAAUGAUUAGCCGCAUCGAGUACAUUCAUUCCAAAAACUUCAUCCAUCGCGACGUGAAGCCCGAUAACUUCCUGAUGGGCCUCGGCAAGAAAGGGAAUCUCGUGUACAUUAUCGACUUUGGACUCGCCAAGAAGUAUCGAGACGCCCGGACGCACCAGCACAUCCCGUACCGCGAAAACAAGAACUUAACGGGGACCGCCCGCUACGCCUCCAUCAACACGCAUCUCGGGAUAGAACAAUCGCGCAGGGAUGACCUGGAGUCUCUGGGGUACGUGCUCAUGUACUUCAACUUGGGCUCCCUCCCGUGGCAAGGGCUGAAAGCUGCCACCAAACGGCAAAAGUACGAACGCAUCAGCGAAAAGAAGAUGUCCACGCCGAUCGAGGUCCUCUGUAAAGGCUAUCCAUCCGAGUUUGCCACCUACCUGAACUUCUGCCGGUCCCUGCGCUUCGACGACAAGCCGGAUUACUCGUACCUGAGGCAGCUCUUCAGGAAUCUCUUCCACCGCCAGGGCUUCUCUUACGACUAUGUGUUCGACUGGAACAUGCUGAAGUUUGGUGCGAGCCGGGCAGCCGAAGACGCCGAGCGUGAAAGGAGAGAGCGAGAGGAACGCCUGAGACACUCCCGAAAUCCUGGUGCCCGGGGCCUGCCUUCUACUGCUUCCGGCAGGCUGAGGGGCGCCCCAGAAGUCACCCCACCGACGCCGCUCACUCCCACCUCUCACACAGGGAUGGAGCGCGAACGGAAAGUGAGUAUGAGGCUGCAUCGUGGUGCUCCGGUCAACGUCUCCUCGUCGGAUUUAACGGGCCGGCAAGAUACGUCUCGCAUGUCCACCUCUCAGGUACGCUGUGGGUUCCGGCUGUCACGCGCAUUACCUUGCAUUGAUCCUUAG
Spea bombifrons (plains spadefoot toad) is the source of this 1502-nucleotide messenger RNA. RefSeq names its product casein kinase 1 delta (gene CSNK1D). The transcript has 8 exons. Gene Ontology annotation, biological process: positive regulation of proteasomal ubiquitin-dependent protein catabolic process; peptidyl-serine phosphorylation; positive regulation of canonical Wnt signaling pathway. Gene Ontology annotation, molecular function: ATP binding; protein serine/threonine kinase activity. Lineage: Eukaryota; Metazoa; Chordata; Amphibia; Anura; Pelobatidae. The record is from RefSeq and is a predicted model, not a curated record. The coding region runs from base 282 to 1502 and encodes 406 amino acids. Gene Ontology annotation, cellular component: nucleus; cytoplasm; spindle microtubule.